UUAAACCAGCAAGUUACAAAGACUGGACAGGGCAAGAGUGGGAAAGAAGCAGGAUGAAUGAAGUAAAGCUGGCCGUCCUGGGUAGGAAAGGAACAGGGAAAUCCGCCCUGACAGUAAGAUUCCUUACCAAGAGAUUCAUCGGGGAAUAUGCCUCUAAUUUUGAAUCUAUCUACAGGAAGCAUUUGUGUUUGGAAGGGAAGCAAUUAAAUUUGGAAAUCUAUGACCCUUGCUCUCAACCCCACAAAGCAACAUUUGCCCUGACCCACGAACUCCACUGGGCAGAUGGCUUUGUCGUGGUCUAUGACAUUAGUGACAGGUCUUCGUUUGCUUUUGCCAAAGCCCUGGUCUGCAGCCUUCGAGAGCCAGCCAAUACCCAUUGCAAAAGAGCCAUGGAAGCAGUGGUGUUCCUGGUGGGUAACAAGCAGGACUUGUGCCACAUCCGAGAGGUGGGCUGGGAUGAAGGCCAGAGGCUGGCCUGUGAGUACCGGUGCCAGUUCUGCGAGCUGUCUGCAGCAGAGCAGAGCCUGGAGAUUGAGAUGGUGUUCCUCAGAGCCAUCAAGGACAUCCUGGCCAACUUCAAACUCAAAGAGAAGAGGAGACCCAGUGGGUCGAGGUCUAUGGCCAAACUGAUCCAUAAUGUGUUUGGAAAGAGAAGGAAAUCUGUUUAGUUGACUUGCAAUCAGAGUGGAUGUGUUGUAAUAGCAAGUUGCAAACACUCACAUGUUUACUAAGCUCACCCUGUGCAUGCACUUUUUUUUUGGUUAUAUUUUAUGCAGGACCUGGGGCUUGAACUCAUGG
Messenger RNA from Perognathus longimembris pacificus (Pacific pocket mouse), 798 nucleotides. It is a transcript of the gene Rergl, whose product is annotated as RERG like. The record is from RefSeq and is a predicted model, not a curated record. Bases 54 to 668 code for a protein of 204 amino acids. Gene Ontology annotation, molecular function: GTP binding; GTPase activity. The transcript has 5 exons. Lineage: Eukaryota; Metazoa; Chordata; Mammalia; Rodentia; Heteromyidae.